Notothenia coriiceps (black rockcod) is the source of this 1122-nucleotide messenger RNA. It is a transcript of the gene adhfe1, whose product is annotated as alcohol dehydrogenase iron containing 1. Gene Ontology annotation, molecular function: alcohol dehydrogenase (NAD+) activity; metal ion binding. The annotation marks the transcript as partial. The transcript has 9 exons. The record is from RefSeq and is a predicted model, not a curated record. Gene Ontology annotation, cellular component: mitochondrion. NCBI's taxonomy places the organism in Eukaryota, Metazoa, Chordata, Actinopteri, Perciformes, Nototheniidae.
UAUUAAUUGUUUUUUCCUUCAGAUGGCGAGCUCCAACAUCCGGUACGGAGAGGGAGUCAGCAGAGAGAUCGGCAUGGACGUGAGGAACCUGGGGGCCCGUAAUGUGUGUGUGAUGACGGACAGCAACUUGUCCCGCCUCCCUCCAGUGAAAGCAGUGCUGGAGUCCCUGUCUCACAACGGGGUGCGCUUCAGGGUCUAUGACAGCGUGAGGGUGGAGCCGACUGACACCAGUUUUAAAGAGGCCAUUUCCUUUGCUAAGAGCGACUGCUUCGAUGUGUACGUGGCGGUGGGGGGGGGCUCUGUGAUUGACACCUGUAAAGCAGCUAAUCUCUAUGCCUGUCACCCCGACGCUGACUUCCUGGACUUUGUGAACGCUCCAAUCGGAAAGGGCCGCCCGGUGACCGGAGCGCUGAAGCCCCUCAUCGCAGUUCCCACGACGGCCGGCACCGGCAGCGAGACCACCGGCGUCGCCAUCUUCGACUACGAGCCUCUGAAGGCCAAGACAGGUAUUGCCAGCAGAGCUCUAAGACCGACGCUGGGCAUCGUGGAUCCACUGCACACUCUCAGCAUGCCGGAGAGAGUCGCUGCUAACAGUGGCUUCGAUGUGCUCUGUCACGCUCUGGAGUCCUACACGGCGCUGCCGUACCACCAGAGGAGCCCGUGCCCCCCCGACCCGCUGCUCCGCCCGGCCUAUCAGGGCUCCAACCCCAUCAGCGACGUGUGGUCGCGCCACGCCCUGCGCGUCGUCGCUCAGUUCAUGAAGCGCGCGGUGCGGGACCCUGAGGAUCUGGAGGCGCGGUCCAGCAUGCAUCUGGCCAGCGUGUUCGCCGGCAUCGGCUUCGGGAACGCCGGAGUUCAUCUGUGUCACGGGAUGUCCUAUCCGAUCGCUGGGAACGUGAAGACACACACAGCUAAAGGCUACAGCGUGGAGCACGCCCUGGUGCCUCACGGUCUCUCGGUGGUUCUCACGGCUCCGGCUGUCUUCAACUUCACGGCCCCGAUGUGUCCGGAGCGACACCUGGAGGCAGCAGAGAUCCUCGGUGCUCACUCUCUCACCUGCUCACUCUCUCACUUGUUCACUCUCUCACCUGCUCACUCUCUCACCUGCUCACUCUCUCGCCU